GUCACACUAUUCUCCAUUAUAUGUUUAAUGCUGUCUUAUAAUAUCAUACUUUGUGUCAGACCUAAAUUGGUAGCGCAGGAGUCAGACAGAACAUCAAAAGAACGAUGGCCGAGCUCCCGAAAGAACUUCAGCAACUCUUUGCAUUUAUUGACGCAAAAAAAGGUGAUUACAUUGAAGCCCUAAAAACUGUUGUGGGAAUUCAGUCUGUUUCGGCGUGGCCCGAUAAGCGCGGCGAGAUUGAUAUCAUGGUAGACUGGACAGCGAAUCGACUAAAGAGCCUGGGCGCCGAGAUAGAACUGGCAGAUGUCGGUCAGCAGAAAUUGUCAAGCGGCCAGAUAAUUCCUCUGCCGAAGGUUUUACUCGGCACUCUGGGCAAAGAAGUUUCAAAGAAGACAGUGUUAGUCUAUGGUCACUUGGAUGUGCAGCCUGCCCUAAAGGAAGAUGGAUGGAAAACUAAUCCUUUCGAGCUUACCGAAGUGGACGGUAAGUUGUUUGGGCGAGGAUCGUCUGACGAUAAGGGACCCGUACUUUGCUGGAUUCACGCUAUCGAGGCUUACCAAAAGCUCAAUAUUCCACUGCCACUGAAUGUGAAAUUCGUUUUUGAGGGGAUGGAGGAGAGCGGCAGCGAAGGCCUCGACAACUUGUUGAUGGAACGCAAGAAUGAGUUCCUAGCUGGUGUUGAUUAUGUCUGUAUUUCUGACAACUAUUGGCUUGGGAAAAAACGUCCAUGCCUUACAUAUGGGCUCCGUGGACUAGCCUACUUCCAAGUAGAGGUGGAAUGCUCAAAUAAAGACUUGCACAGUGGAGUAUUUGGGGGCACUGUUCACGAAGCUAUGCCGGAUCUGUGUUACUUGCUUAGCGUUCUCGUUGACAAGAACACAAAAAUCUUGAUCCCUGGAAUUGAUCGUGACGUGGCUCCCCCGUUAAAAAACGAGCUAUCAAUGUAUGAGAGCAUUGACUUCGAUGUUUCUGAGUACAAAAAAGACAUUGGUGUGGACCAACUGCCGCAUAAUGGCGACAAAACCAGGCUGCUUCAAGCCAGGUUUCGUUUUCCCAGCCUCUCUGUCCAUGGAAUCGAGGGUGCAUUCUAUGAGCCAGGCGCGAAGACCGUCAUUCCGAAAAAGGUGAUUGGCAAAUUUUCCAUUCGCCUUGUGCCUGACCAAAACCCAACGCACAUUGAGGAGUGUGUUGUUAAAUACCUUAACGAUAAAUGGACUGAGCGUGGCUCACCAAACAAAAUGAAGGUAACUAUGCUUUCGGCUGGCAAACCCUGGACAGAGGAUCCAAACCAUCCGCAUUAUGAGGCUGCGAAACGCGCCAUAAAACAUGUUUUUGAUGUAGAACCCGAUAUGACUCGCGAGGGGGGAUCCAUUCCCGUAACAUUAACAUUGCAGGAAGCUACUGGCAAAAACGUCAUCCUUGUGCCAGUGGGAGCAUGCGACGACGGUGCCCACUCUCAAAAUGAAAAAAUAGAUAUAUACAACUACAUUGAAGGCACUAAGCUGCUUGGCGCCUACCUGCACGAAGUUGGAAAAUUAUAAAAACUAGCUGAUGAAAUACAACAAGAAUAUCAGAUUUAUACUCUUAUACUUGCAAAAAAAUGCCGUUAAAUAAAUAUUACAUUGAGCAAUUACUAAAAAUA
Molecule: messenger RNA, 1642 nt
Organism: Drosophila eugracilis
Lineage: Eukaryota; Metazoa; Arthropoda; Insecta; Diptera; Drosophilidae
Product: cytosolic non-specific dipeptidase
Exons: 6
Coding region: 105-1541 (478 amino acids)
Biological process (GO): proteolysis
Molecular function (GO): metallodipeptidase activity
Source: RefSeq, a predicted model, not a curated record